UAUUAUAGGUAUUUAAUAAAUACCGUGUAUCCUACGUGGUAUUUGAUGUCUUACUGUACAAGUACAUGAAAACUUUUUAGAUAAAACGCUAAAACUGAGAAUGUAGCUAAGUUCCAGUCAUGAUAUUAAUACAAAUUUAUAGAAAAUAUUAAAAUGUCCAAUAAUACGAUAAGGAUAACAGUGGUUGGUGAUGGUGAUACUGGAAAAACCUGCAUGCUUAUCGUCUACAAAGACAAGAAAUUUGAUGAUCGAUAUGUACCUACAGUAUUUGAUGUAUACUCGAUGACAAUACCCAUUAAUGACCUGGAAUACAAAGUCAUAUUGUCAGAUACUGCGGGGCAAGAAGAAUUUGAUAAAUUAAGGCGAAUGGCAUACAAGGAUGUAGACGCUUUCAUCCUGACAUAUGCGGUGAAUGAAAGAGAUUCUUUUGAAAACGUAUUUACGAAAUGGGCGCCAGAAUUAAGAAGAUUUGCACCAAAAGCAAAAAUUAUUUUAGCAGGUACUAAAUGUGAUCUUAGAUCUCAUUCUCCCCGUCACGUGAAAACCGAAGAUGGCGAGAGGUUAGCGAGGGAUAUAGAAGCACACGGCUUCAUAGAGAAUUCAUCGAAGCAACAACGAAAUAUUGAUGCAACAUUUCAAAUGGCAAUACUGUCAGCUAUUUCUAAUACAAGAUUUAUCAAGAAGAAACGAAAGAAUGACUGCUGGCUUUUAUAAACCUAGUUAGAUUGUAAAAAUUAGGACUAAGUUUCAGUAUAAAUGAAAACUAAAAAUAUACUGUAUUUAUUAAUUUAUAGCAA
This is a messenger RNA of Anoplophora glabripennis (Asian longhorned beetle), 797 nucleotides long. RefSeq names its product ras-like GTP-binding protein RhoL. The record is from RefSeq and is a predicted model, not a curated record. Gene Ontology annotation, molecular function: GTPase activity; GTP binding. Lineage: Eukaryota; Metazoa; Arthropoda; Insecta; Coleoptera; Cerambycidae. Gene Ontology annotation, biological process: small GTPase-mediated signal transduction. The transcript has 5 exons. The coding region runs from base 154 to 714 and encodes 186 amino acids.